UACAACUCUGCAUUUUAGCUUGUUAUGUUUUUGAAGCACACAAUUUCAUAAAAGAAAAUUUUUAGCUCCGCUAAUAUUAAUUAAUUUUCUAUUAUUUGCUAAAGUUUAAAUAAAUUAACUAACAAAUAUGGAUGAUGGAGAUUUUGAUAAUGAUGAUGUCGGCGGUGAUGAAUUCGAUGAUGUUGAUGAGGAAGACAAUAUCGACGACAUUAACCAAGAGGAGGAAGUGGAUAAUAUUGAAAUAAUAGCACCUGGUAAUGCGGGCGGCGGUGUUCCUAAAUCGAAACGUAUCACCACCAAAUACAUGACUAAAUAUGAAAGAGCGCGUGUUUUGGGUACCAGAGCCUUGCAAAUAGCUAUGUGUGCUCCUAUUAUGGUGGAAUUGGAGGGUGAAACUGAUCCUUUGCAGAUUGCCAUGAAAGAAUUGAAACAGAAAAAGAUUCCCAUUAUUAUAAGACGAUUUUUACCCGAUCACUCUUACGAGGACUGGAGUAUAGAUGAAUUGAUUAUUGUCGAUCAUUGAAAAAAGUUUGAUAAGUGGGAAAAAUUUAGUUUUUUCUGGGAGGUGUUAGUUUAUAAGAUUAGUUUGUAUUUUAAAUAAAACAAAUUUAAAAUUUUUAUGAAA
Lucilia sericata (common green bottle fly) is the source of this 625-nucleotide messenger RNA. It is a transcript of the gene RpII18, whose product is annotated as DNA-directed RNA polymerases I, II, and III subunit RPABC2. Lineage: Eukaryota; Metazoa; Arthropoda; Insecta; Diptera; Calliphoridae. Gene Ontology annotation, cellular component: RNA polymerase II, core complex; nucleus; RNA polymerase III complex. The record is from RefSeq and is a predicted model, not a curated record. Gene Ontology annotation, molecular function: DNA-directed RNA polymerase activity; DNA binding. Gene Ontology annotation, biological process: DNA-templated transcription. The transcript is spliced from 2 exons. Bases 128 to 523 code for a protein of 131 amino acids.